Messenger RNA from Venturia canescens, 5016 nucleotides. It is a transcript of the gene DCTN1-p150, whose product is annotated as dynactin subunit 1. Gene Ontology annotation, molecular function: microtubule plus-end binding. The record is from RefSeq and is a predicted model, not a curated record. The coding region runs from base 65 to 4072 and encodes 1335 amino acids. Gene Ontology annotation, biological process: cytoplasmic microtubule organization; establishment of mitotic spindle orientation; nuclear migration. The transcript is spliced from 18 exons. Gene Ontology annotation, cellular component: kinetochore; microtubule plus-end; nucleus. Lineage: Eukaryota; Metazoa; Arthropoda; Insecta; Hymenoptera; Ichneumonidae.
UUUGAGAGACUGACAGCUGAUUGUGAGAGAUCCUAAUGAAGUCUCGAACACAUAAGUGAACAAAAUGUCAUUGAAAAUUGGACAGCGGGUGGAAAUAACGGGAAAAGAAUGUCAGGGCUCGAUUGCUUAUAUCGGACAUCCGAGUUUCGCUGCUGGCAAAUGGAUCGGCGUUAUUCUCGAUGAACCAAAGGGCAAGAAUAAUGGCACUAUUAAAGGACAGUCGUACUUCAAGUGUCAAGAAAACCAUGGAAUGUUUGUACGACAGACCCAACUCAUUUUGCUUGACGAUGCUGGCAAUAGGCCAGAUCCAACGAGCCCGUCAUCAGCCGGUAGCAGUGCUACUACGCCAGAUGACACCGGAGCUGCAAGAGCUCGUAGUCGUCUCAACAGCAUGAGCGUGCGCAGAAGGAACGAACCAACGGCCGUUAGAAGGAAAACAUCCCCUGCGCAAGUAACACGGCAACAGUCGGAUAAGCUGUCUGGUUCUCGGCUAUCACUGGCAGGGAGCAGAACUCAGCUUAGUGCUCCGAGCAUCGAGAAUCUGACGGGUUCGCCUCAUGAACGGAAGGACAGUGGUGAAUCGCAAAUACCUGCGCCAACAUCAACAAAACGUGCAUCAUUUGUAGAGAAAACCCCUAGCACGAGCUCGCCUCCCGGCAAAAAGCCAAAGGCCCAAGAUGAUCGCAAUAAUACCGGCUUUGUGGAAACUCUCAAGCCGAACUUCGUGCCGGGACAAGCAAUUGCUGGCUCGUUAUCGGCCACAGCCAAUAGCGCCAAUCUUGAAGAAAAACUUACACACAUGCAACUGGCUCAGGAAAAUGACAAUUUGAAAUCUCAGGUCGUCGAUUUGACUGAAAAAGUGGAAACUCUUCGAAUCAAACGGUUACAAGAUAAAGAGAGGAUGAAAGAGUUCGAAAAAACGAAACUUCAACUCGAACAACUGUUGGAAUUCAAAUCCAAAGUUAUGGAGAGUCAAGCAAGUCUUCAGAGAGAAGUUCAACGUGCGAGACAAGAGACUCGGGAGGCCCAACUCGCUCGUGGAAUUUAUCAAGAUGAAAUGGCCGAUUUAGCUGAGACCGUAGAAAUGGCGACACUCGACAAAGAAAUGGCUGAAGAGAAAGCUGAGACUCUCCAGAUCGAGCUGGAUCAGCUUAAAGAAAAGCUCGAGGAGAUGACGUUAGAUUUGGAAAUUUUGCGGACAGAAAUGUCGGAAAGGGCCAGUGGAACAACCGGCGUUUCCGGUGGAGGAAACGGCCCUUCGACCUACGAGAUCAAGCAACUUGAGCAGCAGAACAGUCGAUUGCGUGAAACACUCGUAAAAAUGCGAGAUUUAUCGGCUCACGAGAAACACGAAUUUCAAAAACUUCAGAAAGACUUGGACCAGAAAAAAUCGGAAAUUCUUGAGCUUGGGCGGACUAAGGAAAAAUUGUCUGUUCGUGUCGAGGAGAUGGAACACCAAAUCGCCGAUUUGCAAGAGCAGGUCGAUGCGGCUCUUGGUGCUGAAGAAAUGGUAGAAAUGCUUGGCGAAAGGAAAAUGGCUUUGGAAGAAAAAGUUGCUGAAUUGGAGGAAGCUGUAGCUGAUUUGGAAGCCUUACAAGACAUGUCUGACCAAUUAGCCGAAUCCUCGAAGGAAUUGGAGCUGGAAUUGCGCGAAGAGUUGGAUUUGGCGCUUGGCUCAGCUCGGGACGCUCAGCGUCAUCGUGAUGCAGCUCUCGAGACUCUCGCCGACCGCGAGUCGACGAUAACCAAAUUCCGGGAACUGACGAUACAAUUGCAGGAGCAAUGCUUGCAGUUGCAGACGCGCGUGCAAUCGACGGAAACGACGAAAACCGGGGAACGCGGUGCGGAACAACAGCUCGCAGAGAUUCUCGAUUUCCAAAAAACUUUCGCCGAAACGAGAGCACAAACGAAAGCUGUCGACCUUGAACUUCGACGACUCGACGUCGAAGAAGCGCGUCUGCACGUUCGUUAUUUGCUUUCUUUCAUGCCCCCCGCGUUCCUCGUUCGCGGUGGCGAUCACGAUGCUAUUAUGACACUGCUGCUCAUACCGAGGAUGAUUCAUAAAACGGAAAUAUUGAUUUCUCAAGUUAGAGACAAGUAUCGAGCUAUCGAUAAGAUCGACAGAUCCACGUUAUUAAAAGGACAUUCAAUCGCCCAGUACGCCUUCAGAUCCCGUUUGUGCGGGCACAUGUACGCACUGCAAACAGCUCUCGGAUGUUUCGAAUCAGCCCUGAACGUUUGUUCUCCCGAUAUGUUACUUAAAGUCGGUGCUACUUAUCCCGAGAUGGCUGCGCAGGAAAAAGCACUUGAUUGUUUGAUUAAUUUGGCUAAAAAAGAUCAACUUGACGAGAACGUAUCGAUGGAUGCUUUGGAAAAAUGCGCGGCUUACUUUGCCACAAUGUUUAGUGUCCUUCUCAGCGAAAGCACUAUCGCUAAUCAGGCACGUAUGGUCGUCAAUGGCACAAGAUCUCUCGGAAGCGCUUGCGAUGCCAUCACGACCGAAGCUACCGCUGUCAAAACGCUUUUGGAUGGAGAAGGAGGCGAUAUAGGAUUGCUUUGCCAACACGCCGAAACUACGUGCGAGGUCAUCCAGCAACAUCUCAACUCCGCACGAAGACGUGUCCCAAGAGAUCAAAUAACAAAUUCUUCGGGUCCUGGAACGAAUCUCGGAUUGGAGAAAGAUUGGGCCGAACAAUUUACUAAUUGUUAUCAGCAUUCAGUGAAAAUAACGAAAACGUUGCAGGACUUGUUGAAGAGCGCUUUACAAGCAAUCACAGCGAAUGGCGACUUCGAUAGCGGCCUAAGUGCGAACAAGCUCAAAGAAAUGGCAGCGAUUUCGACUGAACGUAUUUAUGACACGGAGGAUCUUGGUCCGGUCGCCACUAUCAAAUCGAGUCUUGCCGUCAUACAACAGAUGGCUGCUAAUUUGGCACAAAAAAUGGCCGAGUGUGAAAACGAGCUAGCAAUCGCUGGACAACAACCGACCGCGCAAACGGGUUCAGCUGACAAUGAGCCAAUAACCCCAAUUCUCAUGAGAGCACAAGCCGCCAUCAAAGAAUCCGAAGAGACUAAAAUAUUAGGAAGAAAACUUGAAACUAGGGAUAGCGACAUUCGAGAGUGUCGUCUCGCGCUUCGAGAGAAACAGGAAGAGCUUUCGGAAAUGGUACUGCGUCGAGAUCUCGCUGAGAAACGCUUGGCCCACCAGCAGCGCGAACACGAGCUUGACGUCGAUAAACUCAAGAGAAAGUUGGAGGAAGCGCAGAACCUACUCAAACGCAAAGAAAAAGAAUUCGAAGAAACGAUGGACCAUCUGCAAACCGAUAUCGAGAGCCUGGAGUCUGAGAGAGGACAAUUGAAGGAAAAGUUGAAGACCUUCGGCAAGAAAACAUCGAUGACGCCAACGGGUCCAGGCUCGACUUUGCCAAGCAGCGAUGGUACUUCGACGGUCCCAUCGAGUGGUAGUUCCUCUGAUUUCUCAAGUUCAACCUUCGAAAACAGACUUCUCACACAAGAGAUAAACGCUCUCAAAGAAGCUCUAAGUUCGGAGCAUCGUCAAAAACGAAAACUUUUGGCUAAUGAUCUUAGAAAUAAACUCAAUUCCUUGCAACCGUUGCCGGAUUUGUCGUACAGAAAACGAACAGAUCCAAAACUCGAGGAAUUGCAAAAGGAACGAGGCAAACUUAUUCAGGAAAUUCACAAAGUAAUGAUGAAUCCAACCGUGCCGGAUCUACGAAAGUGCAAACUUAUUACGAGCGAAGAGCCCAAAUUGAACAAAGCAUUAUUGUCUUAUCAAUUAUUGGAACGACAAUUAACUAUAAAGCAAUUGCAAGAUAAAGCGGAGAAAUUGACGGACGCCGUCAGAGAAGAGACUGUGAGAAGAACGACGGGUGGCCGAGCAGAGGCGGACUUCGCGAUAUUCCUAAGCCGCGAAAUGGCAGCUGCAUUACGUUCUAAAAACAAAAUAAUGGCAGCCGAAAUAAGUAUUCCAUGCAAAAAUGUCGACAAUAAGACGCAAUCCAUCAGCGUUGGCACCGACGAUUUGAGAAAAAUUCACACUCUGCUCAGUUAUUAAUGUGUACAUUAAACCGGAUUGAUGUCGACAAAAAUAUCCUUAUUUGUUCAGUCGACUUUAUAUAUGAAUUUUUUGAUCUUUCGUUCAGUUCGUUUCAAACAUUGUUUCGUUUGGAACAGAUGUGCCAGUUUUGGCCACUUGUGAUUCAAUUUCAACAUUUACACUUCGUUAAAAAAUUAUAAAAUUCACUAAUCAUUAUUCGAAUUCUCUGGAGUUUUCUAGUUAAUUGAAUUUACUUUCAUCAAACGUCUUACAUUAUUUCCUAUAACAAUGAAUCAUUCAUUUUUCUAAUUAAAACUAAUUAGCUUAACUUUAUUUAUCGGUUACAAUGAAGACCAACAUGAAUAAUUCUCAAUCUUGUAACGUAAAAGUGGCUGGAACAAGUGCAUCUCGUAUUAAUACUUUUUUUAUACAUUUUAUCACGAUUGAAAUUGGCUACGGCACGAUGACUUGGCACACCGUUGCUGCUAGACUGCCUCAUCGGAAACAUUUCUUUUGAUUUUUCUAUCGAUUUUUCUUUUGUUUUCCUUUUCUCUAUCAACAGCUUUAGCUGUGUGGUGAUAUUAUUUUAAGCGUUAAAAUCAUCGAAACGAAUAGGACUUUAUUUCCCUCGAGAAGAUUAUGGCAGUCGUCGCUACGCUUUUGUAUCUUAUGAAUCGAACGUUGAAUACUGAACCGUUGGACACUACUUUUCAGUUUGAUUAUGGCGACGAGAGCCGAUGAUACCUCUGCACAAAGUACGUACAUGCGUAAAUUACAAGUGAAAUUAUGUCGCGGAAAUCUCAUAACUGUACAUCAAAACUCUUCACCUUAAAAUAUAACUAUUUAUUCGGAGACAAGAAAAUUAAUGAGGAGCGCACUCGUCAGAGUUUAUUAAUCCUUGUAUCAAACGAACGUUGAAUAAAAUAACGCUGGCUAAGUGUUGGUGGAAUUGAGUAUGAAAA